AAUAUACUACUUGAUCAAGAUUUCUGUCCAAAAAUUUCUGAUUUUGGUCUCGCACAGCUGUGCCUUAGAAAAGAUAGCAUUUUUUCUGCUAUAGAUACAAGAGGAACUAUAGGAUAUAUUGCUCCAGAAGUUUUCUCCAGAAACUUUGGAGUUGUCUCCAGUAAGUCUGAUGUUUAUAGCUAUGGGAUGAUGAUACUGGAAAUGGUUGGAGUAAGAAAUACCUCACCUUCGUGCAAUAAGAGUGACAGUGAAUACUAUUUUCCAAAUUGGAUUUAUGAGCAUUACAAUCAAAUUGGCCAUAUGAAAGGUUUCAGUAUAACUAUUGAGUCAGAAGAGAUUGCAAAGAAGAUGAUUUUGGUGGGGUUGUGGUGCAUCCAAACAAAUCCUGGGAGUCGGCCAUCGAUGAGCAGAGUGGUUGAUAUGCUGCAAUGCAGCAUUGAUGACUUGGAAAUGCCACCAAAGCCUACACUUUUUUCUUCUUAGUAUCAUUUUGUUCUGUGCGAGGUGGCAUUCUGAUAAUUUGGGAAAGGUUGGAGCCUACAAUCGCUCCAUCAAACGUUUAUAUGAAGCUUAAAGCCCCCCGAUCCUAAGAGAUC
Molecule: messenger RNA, 596 nt
Organism: Dendrobium catenatum
Lineage: Eukaryota; Viridiplantae; Streptophyta; Magnoliopsida; Asparagales; Orchidaceae
Product: LEAF RUST 10 DISEASE-RESISTANCE LOCUS RECEPTOR-LIKE PROTEIN KINASE-like 2.3
Exons: 2
Biological process (GO): protein phosphorylation
Molecular function (GO): ATP binding; protein kinase activity
Source: RefSeq, a predicted model, not a curated record